GGAACCUCUCCCAGGAUGCAGAGCCUCUGCGGGGCGUGCCCCGCCUCUCGGCCGCAUUCAGGGCGGCGAGACUGGGGCGGAGCCAGCACCGGCGCGCGUCCUUUCUCCUCCAGCGCGGCUGGCACGCUCGCCAACGCCCCUGGUUCCUCCUCCGUACUUGGGUUCUACUUGGGUUCUCUCUCUCUCUCUCUCUCUCUCUCUCUCUCUCUCUCUCUCUCUCCCUCCCUCCCUCCCUCCCUCUCUCCCUCCCCCCUCUCCCGCCCCCUCUGUCUCCCUUUCUCCCUCCCUCUCUCCCCCCUCCCUCCCUCUCUCUCCCUUUCUCCCUCUCUCUCUCUCUCUUCUUCCGCCGAGAUCUCUUCCUCCCCCUCGAAACGCGUCUGUGGUGUCUCCCGCUCCCCUCCCCCCCCCCCCCCCCCCCCCGAAUCUUCACUCGUUUCUUAUCGACUCUCUUUUUUUGUCUCUUUCCGUUGUUUGUUUUUCCUGGCGUUUUCCCCGGCGUUUCCCCCGUUUCUCGUAAACCUUGCCGCCCGUGAGCAGCCAGAUUGCCUCGCUAAAAUCGACCUCAUUACCUUCUAUCCCACCCACGGCUGCACGACACUGGCCAAGGAAAUCUUUGCGAUAAGAACUAACGCUACGCUCACUCUCCAGUGCCCAGGCUACUCAGGAACGCAGAUAAAUAAUACCCAGGCAAAGAAGAAAAGAAAGAAAAGACAAGUUACAACAAAUAAAUGCCGGAAACAAGUCUCACACUUAAUGGAAUUGUGGCGUCGAUUCAGUCGCAUUUCAUAGAAACAAAAUACACCUUCCUUCAGGCUGUAUUUCACCCCAACAAAAUAAAUCAUCUUUAUU
This is a messenger RNA of Panthera uncia (snow leopard), 849 nucleotides long. It is a transcript of the gene TSLP, whose product is annotated as thymic stromal lymphopoietin. Bases 16 to 789 code for a protein of 257 amino acids. Lineage: Eukaryota; Metazoa; Chordata; Mammalia; Carnivora; Felidae. The transcript is spliced from 2 exons. Gene Ontology annotation, molecular function: cytokine activity. The record is from RefSeq and is a predicted model, not a curated record.